ACUUUUCUUCUUUUUCUCCAUCACCAUUGAAAUUAACCUUCUUUCCUCUCUCACCUCACGCCGCCAAUAAGGGCCGGCGAUUUUAGAUCAUUUUUCAUCUUCUAUGAGGAUGUCUUGAUUGCGUUGAUUCAUCCAUCUACGGAACCUGCUCAUCAAUUGGAUUGCGUUGAUUCAUCUCACGGAAUCAGAUUGGACUCCGUCCUUCUUGACGCACGAUUACUUAAAACAAUCAGGUGUUUUUGCGUACGAUUCACGGACAUCUCCAUACUCUGGACAAUGGAGAAUCUCCCUGUUGAAGUGAUAGGAAAUAUACUAUCUCGACUUGGGGCUGCACGCGAUGUUGUUGUGGCAUCAACAACCUGCAGGAAAUGGAGAGAAGCUUGGAGGAAUCAUCUACAUACACUUUCAUUCAAUUCGAAUGACUGGCCUUCUUAUCAUGAUCUUACUACAGGUAGAUUAGAGAUUCUCAUUACUCAAACGAUUCUGCAGACGAAUGGACUUCAAUGUCUAUCAAUUGUCAUGGAUGAUGUUGAUGAGUUCUCAGCUGCUCCAGUUAUAGCUUGGCUGAUGUAUACUAGAGAAACUCUUCGUCAACUGCAUUACAAUGUAAGGACAAGCCCGAAUAUCAACAUUCUUGAAAAAUGCAGUAGACAGAAACUCGAGGUUUUAUCUCUAUCGCAUAACUCAAUUUCAGGGGUUGAACCCACAUACCAGAAAUUCCCAUGCUUGAAAUCGCUAUCACUUAGUUUCGUUAGCAUUUCUGCAUUGGACUUGAGUCUUUUACUAACUGCCUGCCCGAAAGUUGAGGUCUUGUCACUUAUCAAUUUGGAAAUCGCAAUGUCUGAUGCUCAGACUACUAUGGAGAUAAGCAGUCUCUCUUUGAAAGAUAUGUAUGUCGAGGCGAUAAGUCUGGACAAGUUUAUAUUAGAAGCAGACAGUCUGGAAAAGCUCCAUUUAAAAGACUGUACACUUGAAGUGUUUGAACUCGUGAGUAAAGGGACAUUGAGGUUUCUCAAGAUAGACGAUGUUAGCGUCAUCCAUAUUGACAUAGGCGAAAGCACGGAGAAUCUUGAGACAGUAGAUGUGAGCAAUUUCACUGUGAUGUGGCCGAAGUUUCAUAAUAUGAUAUCUAGAUCUAGUAGACUAAGAAGGCUUCGGCUUUGGGGGGUGGUUUUCGACGACGAAGAUGAAGUUGUUGAUUUGGAGAUGAUUUCGGCUUGUUUUCCUGCGCUUAGCCAUUUGUCAUUAUGUUAUGAGCUCAGAGACGGGGCUAUUCAGUAUGGGUGGCAGAGUCCGUUUAAAUUUGAGAAGGUUGUGGUGUUGGAAUUAGGUUGGACUGUGAUAAACGAUUUGUUUUCGCAUUGGAUUGGUGGGUUCCUUGAAAGGUGCCCGAAUCUUAAGAAGCUCGUGAUAUAUGGGAUUGUGUCGGAGGCUAAGACACAUGAAGAAUGUCAAACUUUGGCUAAUUUUACUUCAUCAAUUGUUAGGUUGAUGAGGAAAUAUUUGCAGGUAGAUGUGCAGUUUGAAUAUGAAUGAAUGAUUAUCAUCAUUUGCUUGAUGCUUAUGAUAUUUUUUGUUUUUGUGGGGUUUGGGGAUUUAUUGAUAUAUAUUUUUUGGACUCUGAUUUAUUUCAUGGUUUAUCAAAAAAGUAUUUAUUUGUUUA
Messenger RNA from Impatiens glandulifera, 1663 nucleotides. RefSeq names its product F-box/LRR-repeat protein At1g67190. The transcript is spliced from 2 exons. Gene Ontology annotation, molecular function: protein binding. The record is from RefSeq and is a predicted model, not a curated record. Bases 277 to 1536 code for a protein of 419 amino acids. Lineage: Eukaryota; Viridiplantae; Streptophyta; Magnoliopsida; Ericales; Balsaminaceae.